CGCUUCCGGCCGCGCCCGGGGCUGAGCGGGAGCAGCGGCCGGGAACGGACCGGGAACAAACCGGGAACAAACCGGGAACGGGGCGGCAGCCCAGGGAGAAGGAAGAUGGAAAGCACCCCCGUCCUGCUGGAGUCCAAGUCCUCCCCCAUCAACCUGCUGAACGAGAUGCAGCAGCUGCGGCUGCUGGGCCACCUGUGCGACGUCACCGUCAGCGUGGAGUACCAGGGCGUGCGCGCCGAGUUCCCGGCGCACAAGGCCGUGCUGGCCGCCACCAGCAAGUUCUUCAAGGAGGUUUUCCUCAACGAGGAGCCCGUGGACGGCCCCCGCAGCAACGUGUUCCUCAACGAGGUGCGCGUGGCGGAUUUCGCCUCCUUCCUGGAGUUCGUCUACACGGCGCGCGUGGAGGUGGAGGAGGACAGGGUGCAGCGCAUGCUGGAGAUCGCCGAGAAGCUCAAGUGCCUGGAUCUCUCCGAGACUUGCUUCCAGCUGAAGAGGCAGAUGCUGGAGUCCGUGCUGCUGGAGCUGCAGAACUUCUCGGAGUCGCAGAAUUCCGAGGAGGAGAGCGCCGCCCGCCCCAGCGCCGUGCCCACGGCCAAGGCCGAGCGGGACCCUCCGGAUUGUUCCGGAGCGUCUCCCGAGGGGCCGGCUGCCAAGGCCAAGGAGAAGGCGGACAAAAAGAAGGAAGUGCUGAAGGCUCCUUACACCAAGAUCCGCAGGGCGAGCGGGCGGCUGGCCGGCAGGAAGGUGUUCGUGGAGAUCCCCAAGAAGAAAUACACGCGGAGGCUGCGGGAGCAGCAGCGGAACGCCGAGGAGGAAAAGCAGCCCAAGGGCGAGGAGGGAGAGCGGGAACAGGAGGAGAACUCCAGCAAACCCGCGGCGGCCUCCCAGGAAAACCCCGCCAAGGGCGAGGAGGAGGAAGAGGAGGAGGAGGACAAGAAGAAGCGCGGCGGCGCCUUCAAGUGCGGCACGUGCCAGAAGGAGUUCCUGUACGAGAAGAGCUUCCUGAAGCACAUCCAGCAGAGCCACGGCAUCGCCUCGGCGCUGGAGUUCCGCUGCGAGACGUGCGCGCAGACCUUCGCCAACCGCUGCAACCUGCGCAGCCACCAGCGGCACGUGCACAGCAGCGAGCGCCGCUUCCCCUGCGAGCUGUGCGCCAAGCGCUUCAAGAGGAAGAAGGACGUCAAGAGGCACGUGCUGCAGGUGCACGAGGGCGGCGGCGAGCGCCACCAGUGCCACCAGUGCGGCAAGGGGCUCAGCUCCCGCACGGCGCUGCGGCUGCACGAGCGCACGCACACGGGACACAAGCCCUACGGCUGCCCCGAGUGCCAGGCCAAGUUCUCCCAGCCCUCGGCGCUGAAAACGCACAUGAGGAUCCACACGGGGGAGAAGCCCUUUGUGUGUGAUGAGUGUGGGGCCCGCUUCACCCAGAACCACAUGCUCAUCUACCACAGGCGCUGCCACACAGGGGAAAGACCUUUCAUGUGUGAAACCUGUGGGAAGAGCUUUGCCUCCAAGGAAUACUUGAAACACCACAACCGGAUCCACACGGGAUCCAAGCCCUUCAAAUGUGAGGUUUGCUUCCGGACCUUUGCCCAGAGGAAUUCCCUGUACCAGCACAUCAAAGUCCACACAGGGGAGCGGCCGUACUGCUGUGACCAGUGUGGGAAGCAGUUCACGCAGCUGAACGCGCUGCAGCGGCACCACCGCAUCCACACCGGCGAGAAGCCCUUCAUGUGCAACGCCUGCGGCAGGACCUUCACCGACAAAUCCACCCUGCGCCGGCACACCUCGAUCCAUGAUAAAAACACCCCCUGGAAAUCCUUCCUCGUCAUUGUGGAAGGAGCUGCAAAAAAUGACGAGGGGCACAAAACGGAGCUUCCUGAUGAGGAAUACGAGGUGUCCCCCAAAAUCCCAGAAAAGCUGCUGUCCUUCCCAGAGAACAGCCCCUACCAGAGCCUGGCAGCAGUCCCAGGAAGUGGGAAUUCCAGCACGGACUGUAAGGCCUCUGGAGCACAGGAGUCCCUGCUGGGAGAGCUCACCGUGCUUCACACACAGACAGACUCUGGGCAGCCCCAGCUCCAUGCCCUGGUGAACAUGGAAUAAUUUGGGAUUGCCUCCUGCUCCUUAGGCUGCACUCCCUGUACAGUCCUUGGCCUGAGGGAGGCUGGUGGUGGCAAGCUGGGAAAGAGUGGGUUUCCAGCUUUCCUCUGGAAAUUCCUUCCCCAGCUCCAUCUCCUGAUGGUCGGGCAGGGUGGCACCACAGCAGGGAAUUUGUG
Melozone crissalis (California towhee) is the source of this 2276-nucleotide messenger RNA. RefSeq names its product GDNF inducible zinc finger protein 1 (gene GZF1). Gene Ontology annotation, biological process: negative regulation of transcription by RNA polymerase II; regulation of immune system process; regulation of cytokine production. NCBI's taxonomy places the organism in Eukaryota, Metazoa, Chordata, Aves, Passeriformes, Passerellidae. Gene Ontology annotation, molecular function: protein binding. The coding region runs from base 106 to 2103 and encodes 665 amino acids. The record is from RefSeq and is a predicted model, not a curated record. The transcript has 6 exons.